Penicillium riverlandense is the source of this 1719-nucleotide messenger RNA. Its product is annotated as nucleobase:cation symporter-2 family protein. Bases 1 to 1719 code for a protein of 572 amino acids. The record is from RefSeq and is a predicted model, not a curated record. Gene Ontology annotation, cellular component: fungal-type vacuole; membrane. Lineage: Eukaryota; Fungi; Ascomycota; Eurotiomycetes; Eurotiales; Aspergillaceae. The transcript has 3 exons. Gene Ontology annotation, molecular function: xanthine transmembrane transporter activity. Gene Ontology annotation, biological process: xanthine transport; transmembrane transport.
AUGGAUGGCCCUGAUCAGAUCGGCCCGGAUCUCUCGCCCAAGCGGACGGUGAGCGACAAGGCCCGCCGCGCCGUCAAGUACUUCACCACGCGGGACGGCUUGAUCGGGGAUUAUGACUAUGCCCGUCUGUUCAUCCCCAAGAUGCCCUUCAAGAAGGACCAGCCUCGCAGGGCCGCGCCCUUCUUCGGACUGGAGGAUCGCGUGCCCUUUCUGCUCGUGCUCCUGCUGGGUCUCCAGCACGCGUUGGCCAUGUUGGCCGGAGUUAUUGCACCGCCCAUCAUUCUCUCCGCUGCGGCCCACUUCGGCUCAGAUCUAUCGCAAUAUCUCGUCUCCUCGUCGCUGAUCGUAUCGGGGCUGCUGUCCGCGAUCCAGAUGACGCGCUUCCACAUCUACAAAACGAAAUACUACGUGGGCACGGGUCUGCUCUCGGUGGUGGGCACAUCGUUUGCAACCAUCACCGUCGCGACCUCCACCUUUACACAGAUGUAUGACUCGGGCUAUUGUCCCACGGACGCGAACGGAGCCCAGCUCCCUUGCCCAGAGGGAUACGGGGCGCUUUUGGGAACCGCCUGCCUGUGCAGCUUGCUGGAAAUCGGACUGUCCUUCAUGAGCAAACGGGUGCUGAGGAUGCUCUUCCCGCCCUUGGUCACCGGUCCCGUGGUCUUCCUCAUCGGAGCCAGCUUGAUCAAAUCCGGCAUCCAGGAUUGGGUCGGCGGAAGCAGCUGUAUCGGUGCCAUGUGUCCCGAUGCCACCGCACCGCAUGCUCUUCCCUGGGGUAGUGCGCAGUUCGUGGGGCUCGGAUUUUUGGUCUAUGUGACCAUUAUCAUUGCUGAGCGAUUCGGACCGCCCAUUAUGCGGUCCUGCGCCGUGAUCGUAGGUCUGCUAGUCGGCUCGAUCGUCGCGGCGGGGUGCAACUAUUUCGAGUCGUCCGGUAUUGCGGAGGCCCCGGUCGCUUCUUUCCCCUGGGUUCAUACGUUCCCGUUGACCAUCUAUCCGCCGCUCAUCCUGCCGCUACUGGCUUUGUACAUCGUGGUGAUGAUGGAGUCCAUUGGCGAUAUCACCGCCACCUGCGAUGUAUCCCGGCUGGAAGUCAAUGGGCCCAUGUUCGACUCGCGCAUCCAGGGUGGCGUGUUGGGCAAUGGCGUGACCUGUCUGCUGGCGGGCCUGAUGACCAUAUCGCCCAUGAGCGUCUUCGCUCAGAAUAACGGUGUCAUCGCGCUAACCAAAUGCGCGAACCGCUCAGCGGGGUAUUCCUGCUGCAUGUUCCUGGUCAUCAUGGGCAUCUUCUCCAAAUUCGCCGCGGCGCUGGUCGCCAUCCCUAGUGCGGUACUGGGCGGCAUGACCACCUUCCUGUUUUCCUCCGUGGCCGUCUCUGGUAUCCGCGUGAUAGCCACCAUCGACUUCACACGGCGCAACCGUUUCGUGCUAACUGCGUCGUUCUCUCUUGGCAUGGCCGCCACGCUGGUCCCCAACUGGUUCAGCAACUUCUUUACCUAUUCGGGGGACAACCACGCGCUGCAGGGCUUGCUCCAAGCUGUAGAGCUCGUUAUGGAAAACGGGUUUGCCAUUACUGCGCUCCUCGGCGUGAUUCUCAAUCUGUUUCUGCCAGAUGAGCCUGACGAGGAAUCGACAGUGUGGAAUUCGAGUGGGUCGGAAGCCGAUGCCCGGCCAGAAGAUCCUGUGCUCUCCACACCUGGCUCUACGGCCAAGGUGGAAUGA